AAUUUUCGUGUGGGGUGGGCGUAACGGUAAUAACAGUCAAGUUAAUAAUGUUACUAAUACAAUGUAUGUAUUUGAAGCGGAUAAAUGGAAAAGCUAUGAUUUUGAUAAUGCACCGAAUCCAAGAGCAUCUUAUUCGGCUACAUUAUUGGAUGAUCGAAUCAUUUAUAUUGGAGGAAUUAGUAAAAAACCAUAUCCAUAUCCGGAUGUUAAUUUUUUAGAGGAGUUAUUGAUAUUUGAUACUAAAAAACUUGAAUGGAGUAUACAACCAUCCACAAGUGACAAGAAGAUAGCUAAUCGAGCUUUCCAUUCAGCAUUGCUUUGCUCGGAUUCCAUUUCUAUUAUUAUGUAUGGAGGUAUUUACGAGAUUUGGUACAUAGAGAAAGGUAAUUUCCAGCUUAACGAAACUCAAAUUCCCAAUUCUGACUCGGUGUGGAUAUUGAAUACCAAAACUUGGACGUGGUCCCAGCAAUCA
This is a messenger RNA of Ambispora gerdemannii, 472 nucleotides long. Lineage: Eukaryota; Fungi; Glomeromycota; Glomeromycetes; Archaeosporales; Ambisporaceae. The record is from the annotation of a GenBank genome assembly.